CCUCACCACAUACCAGAAAGGGGGGCGGGGGGGUCCCUGCACCUUUCACCUUCCAAGGACUGCAGAACAUUCAAUAAAGAGCUCUAUGAGCAGGGCGCAGGGUGCCUGCGACCGAGGAGAAAGGCGGCGUGGACAAUGUGCCGGCUGGGAGGUGCCCGCAGGGCCCUCCCCGCUCACUCUCAGCCAGGACCGCUGGCCUCGCUGGUGCCCCGACAGCUGAAGGGCGCGCGGCGGGGGAGCCGGGGGUCCGGCCACACGCAGGCGGCUGGCGCUGGGGCGGGCGCCCGCCCUCCGGCCGCCGCACUAUUUUGGGUGGUGUCGACCCCGCCCCCACCUCCGCCGCCCCGGCUCCGCAGGCAGCCGGAGGGUCGCCGCACCUCGGACCAGGGCCGCCUCCGUCCGCAGCCAUGUCCGGCCGCUCGGUGCCCCACGCCCACCCGGCCACCGCCGAGUACGAGUUUGCCAACCCGAGCCGCCUGGGCGAGCAGCGCUUCGGAGAAGGCCUCCUGCCAGAAGAGAUCCUGACCCCCACCCUCUACCACGGCUACUAUGUCCGGCCCCGGGCCAUCAGAGCUGGGGAGGGCAGCCGGGCAGGGGCCUCUGAGCUCAGGCUCAGCGAGGGCAAGUUCCAGGUGUUCCUGGAUGUGAGCCAUUUCACCCCAGAUGAGGUGACCGUGAGGACUGUGGACAACCUGCUGGAGGUGUCUGCCCGGCACCCCCAGCGCCUGGACCGCCACGGCUUCGUGUCUCGGGAGUUCUGCCGCACCUACGUCCUGCCUGCUGAUGUUGACCCCUGGCGGGUCCGCGCUGCCCUCACCCAUGACGGCAUCCUCAACCUGGAGGCGCCUCGGGGUGGCCGACAUUUGGACACAGAAGUCAAUGAGGUCUACAUCUCCCUCCUCCCUCCACCUCCUGAUCCGGAGGAAGAAGAGGCAGCCAGAGUUGAGCCCUGAGUGCCUCAGACCCAGUGCCCAGCCCUUUCUACCUCCCGUGGUGAUACAGCUGCUGCCUCCACCCCAGAGACAGCAGCAGCCUUGGGAGAAGGGAAAAGUGCACGGGCCACAAAGUAUGGUUUGGUCCUGUGGGACGUGUCCUAGCCUUUGGUUUAGUUCUAGGUAGAGGUGAAUAAACCCAAAUCUCCGGGC
This is a messenger RNA of Myotis daubentonii (Daubenton's bat), 1145 nucleotides long. RefSeq names its product heat shock protein family B (small) member 2 (gene HSPB2). Gene Ontology annotation, cellular component: cytoplasm; nucleus. NCBI's taxonomy places the organism in Eukaryota, Metazoa, Chordata, Mammalia, Chiroptera, Vespertilionidae. Gene Ontology annotation, biological process: protein refolding; negative regulation of apoptotic process; response to heat. Gene Ontology annotation, molecular function: structural constituent of eye lens. The record is from RefSeq and is a predicted model, not a curated record.